Molecule: messenger RNA, 437 nt
Organism: Raphanus sativus (radish)
Lineage: Eukaryota; Viridiplantae; Streptophyta; Magnoliopsida; Brassicales; Brassicaceae
Exons: 2
Coding region: 118-381 (87 amino acids)
Source: RefSeq, a predicted model, not a curated record
AGCACUAAUGAUACACCAAAGAAAACAUCAAACAAGAAAUAAUCUAUUGUCUCCUUUUCUUUGCAAAAACAAAACUGUAUUGAAUCAAAAUUUCAAAAAUCUAUAUAGUAAAGAGAGAUGGCGAGUAUCAUGAAGAUAAUGAUGAGUAUGGCUCUGUUAGUGAUCGGUGUGAAUGCAAUGUCUAUUGACGAGUGUAAAAGAACGACAGGGUGCCAAAAUCAAUGUGACCUCUUCUACAGAAGUGUUGCAUGUGGUGAUUGUCUCCUUCAAUGCGCCUACCCUCUAAGUACGAGCAAAAUUGAUAAACGGGCUUUGUGUUUUAGGAACUGUGAUGUUGCUCGUCGACCUCACAAUAACUGCUACCAACGUUGUAUUGAAUAAGCUUAACAUUUUACCCAAAAAAAAACGUUGUAUUAAACACUGUCCACGAGCCUUGA